UUCAACAUGCUUCAAAUUCCUGUGCAAAAUCUUGAUAAUAUAAGGAAGGCUCGGAAGAAAGUAAAAGGUAUUCUAAAGGAUAUUGGGCUUGACAGCUGCCAGGAGUUACUUCACACUCUGAAAAGUUUUGACCCAGGAGAAAAAUAUUUCUGCAACACUUCGUGGAGUGAUGUGUCUCUUUGGGAGUCUGUGACCAGAAGAAGGAGAUACAGAACAAAUCCGUACUGCUGUAGCCUCUGCAAGUUCUCAUCAAAAUUUAUUUCUUCUUUCAAAAACCACUUGAACCGUUACCAUGAAGAUGAAGUUGAUCAAGAAUUGGUUGUUCCUUGCCCAGAAUGUCCAUUUGCUUCUCAUUCCAAAGUAGUGGGAAAACACCUUCGUAUAUUUCACUCUAAGAAAAAAAUUCAAAACUAUAAUGUGAGUGGUGGCAUGAGACAAUUCCGGAGUGAUGCAGUAAACUUCAUAUGCCAGAAAUGUCAGUUUACAGACACAUUAUACUAUAAUACGAAGAAACAUGUGUUGGUAACCCACUUCCAAAGCCUAAUAAGCACAUACCUUGAGGAGAGGCCUGAUGAAAGUGAAGAGAAUUUUAUUGAUCACUACUGUAAAAAGUGCAAUGCUUUUGCAAACAGUCGGGAAUCUUUAAUAUACCAUGUCCUGACAUCUGAAGUACACAAAGACCUGGAGAAUAUAUUGAGACCUGUAAUUUCAGUGCAGCCUAAAAAAUCAGGACAAGCAAAGUCCCUGCAUAUUGUCAGUAUUGCGCCCAAGCCUUCCACAGUUGGAGGCACACCAUCACUGAUACCUACCACUUCUUCAGUGGGUUCACCUUCUACGUGUAUCCAACUUUCACUUCCAUCAAUGAAUCAGAAUCAGAAUGUGGUGCCAACAAAAGCAGUCCCAAACACAGUUGGACCAAGUGCCUCCAGUAGCCUGACACAUCCAUCAUCGUCAACUUCAGUUGCCCAGUCCCAGUCAUGUAAUACACUACUGCCUGGCCAAGCAGGUCCGAAUAAUGUGACUCUUCGGUCUGCAGUUCCUCAUCCAGUCUUUGUUUCUCAUCGACUUCCUGUGAAGCAGCCUCCUGGGAGCAUAAGUCGAACUGUUCCUCCAGGAGUCCUUUCAUUCUCUCGGCCUGUCCGGCCUACCCUGCUUCCUGCUAAUCAAUCUGUUACUCAGCCUGCUGGUUCUCUGAACAGACCCAUUGGAGCUAGCUCUGUUCCGGUAAACAGGCCUUCUUCACCUGGCGUCCUUGCUGUAAACCGACCUGUUGGUAGCUUGAAUCAGCCCAGUGGUCCUGGGGUUCUUCCAGUCACCCAGACGCUCCCACCAGGGGUUCUCCAGUUUAAUCAUCCUGUUUCACCUGGAGUUCUUCCUGUAAACCAGUCAGUUGGACCUGGGAUUCUCCAAUUCAAUCAGCCUGUUGCACCAAGAGUACUUCCGGUAAACCCAUCUGUCAGACCUGGAGUUUCUCAGAAUGCUACUUUACUGACUGCGGGACCUAUCCUUCGACAGUUAAUUCCAACUGGCAGACAAGUUAAUGGGAUACCUACGUACACCUUUGCCCCAGUUUCAGUAGCUUUGCCUGUGCCAGCGGGUGGUGGGGUGACAACAGCUCCACCACCUCCUCAGAUGCCUGUUCAGCUGAUGCAGUCUAGUACAGUUACUCAGCAGUCUCAGGCUCCAGCUACUGUGCCUUCCUCUGUAGUAGUAACUUCUUCCACGAAUACCCUCGCCAAGACUUCUGUCUCUGCCUCUGCAAUGAGCCUAGCCCUUAAACAGGCCAAGCAGUGGAAGACUUGCCCUGUUUGCAGUGAGCUUUUCCCAUCAAACGUCUAUCAGGUGCACAUGCAAGUGGCUCACAAAUGCAGUUCAGGGAAGAUGGGCAAGCUUGAUACAGACAAAGUUGCAGCCUGUGCACCUUUUCUGAGAUGGCUAAAAGAUAAGACGGUCAGGUGUUUUUCUUGUAAAUGUUUUCUCUCUCAGGCAGAGCUUAUAAAACAUAUUUUCAUACAUGGAUUAGCUUGCCUGUUUUGCACCAGUACUUUCCACGAUCUAAAAUGCCUUGUGGAUCAUACUAGAACUGUACAUAAGGGGAAGAAGAAACUACAUGCAGAUUAUGAUGACAAAGGUUUUCAACUCGAGAGUGAUUCGGAAGGUGACCUGGUGUUUCCUCACUUUGACUUUAGCAUAACUGUAAAAGAAGAACUUUGUGAAAAAGAAGUACACCUAGCAGUACUCGCUGGGGUAAAUUCAAGGACACUUAUUCCUCUGUACAUGAAGCUGCAACAUGAGACUGCUGAUAUGAAUAAUGGCAAUAAGAAAGUAUCAACUUGCCCUUUUUGUUACGGUGUUUUCACUAGCCCAGAAGCCUACGAGUUCCAUUUGAAGGACAGGCACCAUAUCAUGCCAACUGUGCACACCAUUUUAAAGACUCCAGCUUUCAAAUGUAUCCACUGCUGUGGUGUAUAUACUGGCAACAUGACUCUGACUGCUAUUGCUGUGCAUCUGCUUCGCUGCCGGAGUGCUCCCAAAGACAGCACCCCAGCUGUGAAGAUGGAGCCUGAACUCGAUGAGAAGAAAGAUCUGGCAGUUGUGAAUGGUGAAAAUCAUGAUGAUCCUUCUCUCUCAACAAAGAGGAAACUAUCUGAUCACCUUUAUUCUGUUGCAGAGGAUCAAAUGAAUGAUGACCAGCCAUUCCUGAUUAUAGACAGCGGCACAGCCCAAGUUCCAGCUAAGGAAAUGAAUUUUGUGCCUUCCAAGAGACAAAAGACUGAUCAUAAGUCUGAAACUAAGGGCCAGCCCUCCGUUGAGAAUCUUCACAUUUUAGCAUUAAAUCCAAAGCCAUUCCAAAAGAGCUCAAAUGAAGUUCAAAAACUGUUUCUUACAGAUUAUUUUCAUGAGAAGCCGUAUCCCACUAAAAAGGAGUUAGAGUUACUGUCAUCCAGUCUGUGUGCUUACAAAGUUGACAUUGCAUCAUUCUUUGGGAGAAAGAGACACACCUGCCUAAAGGCAAUAAAAAAUCUUAAGCCAUCUGUGCUUUUGGGAUUCAAUAUGUCUGAACUUAAAAAUGUGAAGCACAGUUUGAGCUUAAAAUGUGAAUCUGAAGAUGUGUAAAAAUUUUUUUUUAAAAAACUCAUAUAAGGCAAUCAAGAUUGCAUAUUCAGGCAUCUGUCAUGGAUGCUUUAGUUCAGAUUCCUGCAUUGCAGGGGGUUGGACUCAAGGACCCUCAGCGUCCUUCCAACUCGAUAAUUCUUUGAAUUGUCUCACUGAUUUAGUUUCUUGUGAUUAUUAAAAGAUUAGUAUGCAGUGCCGCUUUCAUUUGGGCUGUGUGUUCUUUGUGGCAGUAGGGUACAGUAUAGUAUACCUGAGGCUCUGGGUUUUUGUUUUGUUCUUUUUUGCUGUUCAUGGGGUAGUUUUCUCUGCCUAUGGUUUUUAUACAAUUGUGUAACAAUUUUCCUGGCUUUUUUUUAAAGUACAAAUUGUUUCUAAAAGUGUAUAUGUUUGAUAAAAUAAUAAAACUAUUAGGAGGGCCAUAAUUUAAAGAAACCUCCCCUGUCUUUAAAAUUAAUACGGUUAACUUGUAACCUAAUCUUCAUAUUGCUCUCCAAAAUAAUAAAUUUACCAGUGACAGCUAUAACAAUUUCAGAAACUCUUUGAUUAAUUGGACCUAACGGCUGCCUUUAGUUAUGAAACACGUAAGCCAAGGUUUUGCAAGCACUGUUUCUAAACUAUUUGUUUUACAGUAAGAAAUUAUGAAGGCUUACAUUUAAAAAAUGGCAACUUUUCUCCCCUGAAGUUAACACUUGGGUUUAAUAAUCCUUGAUUUGCAUUUUGGAAUAAAUAAGAGAGGAGCUGUCCAUUUGAUAUUGAGCUAUAAUGACAACCUAGGGAUCUUUUCAUAUGGCUCUAUAGCUUGCUGGGAGCUCUGAUGACAUAGCAUACUGUUCCAAGCAGCACUUGGCUAUGUACACUUUAUGAAGGCUUUUCACUAGCUGCUCUGCUCUAUGUUAGGAAAUAAUCCCAAGCCACUUUUGCUUGGGGCAAGAGAUCAAAGACUUCAGCAAUACUAGCCUAGUGCAGGCCCUGAGUUUAUUCAGUUUUCUCACUGCAUUUGAAUCAAUGCUUAUUGAAAGCACUUGCUAUCAUUACAGUAGCUGAAUUAUUUCCUGUGUCACCCAGAUGACAACCAUGUCUAAAGUUAGGCAAGAGAUUGCACAAGCAGAAUACUCUUUAAAAACAAAUAGGCCUGAGAACAGGGGCAGGUUUUAUUGCUUCUCUUGUCUUACUUUUCAGCAAUGUAUGUUCUGACAUCUCUACAGAAUAUUAGUUUUAACUACUAACAUUUAACAUUCUGUUGAACUUGACUAGGACACCUUAUUACUUUAGCAUCAAGAAAAGAAAAUGAUAUAUUUGGUGUGCUGACUUGACAUUGUUUUCUAGUUACUAACGUGUCUUUUAUGGCAAGAGAAUUUUUGUUAAGGUGAAACUGCAUGUAAAUAACUUUGUGCAAUUUAAGCAGUUGUAUUAUAGGCUGUUCAAUUUCUAUAAAUGUCAGAAAAUUGUUCAGAGGGCUUUUUGGUUUGGUUCUAUUCUAUAAUACAAUCUCAUCUGACAGUGAAUAAUGCCAGUUCAAAAAAAUAAAUACUGCAAUGGGGGUUCUGUAGGCACAGGUAGAUUAUUUACAUUUGUUUCAGCAUUGAUACUUAACGGUUAUGUAUAUGCUAGAACUUGGUGAAAGAAAUUGAUUCAGGAGUGAACUGGCCACCCAAGUGGUGAUUACUACUACUUCUACUAUUUUAACUUUGACAUCCAUCCAUUCGUGUGAGAAUGCCCAGAGAAUGUGGAAUAGUGCCUCCCUCUGCUGUUUUGUGGAAAACUAGGAGGUAAAAGUAGUGGCAAAAGCAAGCUGUUUUUACCUGAAACCCAGAUGCUGGCAGUAAGUACAAAACAAAAGUCACUGCAGACGUUAAGGGAAGAGCAACUUGGCUUUGGGAAAUGACGACCUAUAAAUCAAAACUGACUGAAGUGCAAAUAUCUGUGUUCAGUGCUGACCAACUGGUCUGCAUUUCAACUUGGCCAAAGUUAAUAUGUGAGCUUAUUUUAAGUUGCAGGAUAAAUUAUAUGACAGUGCUAAUUAUUAUGCUUGGUUCUCACUACAGCACAUGUCUGAAUACUGCAUGUAUGAUCUGCCAAGAAUGGAAGUGACUAGAGGUGCAUUAGUGGUGCUUUCGUGAACAGCUCCUCUUUAUUUUUCUAAACGCCAAGGAUUAUGAAGGAGUGAGAGGAGCACAUAAAGCCUGAGCUACUCCUUACAGUAGGAGAGAGCCUGGUCUGUUACAUGUGAGCAAUUGAUCUGUUGACUUCAAAUAAACCCAAGUUUUCAAUUUUA
Molecule: messenger RNA, 5392 nt
Organism: Zootoca vivipara (common lizard)
Lineage: Eukaryota; Metazoa; Chordata; Lepidosauria; Squamata; Lacertidae
Gene: ADNP2
Product: ADNP homeobox 2
Biological process (GO): regulation of gene expression
Cellular component (GO): nucleus
Molecular function (GO): DNA binding
Source: RefSeq, a predicted model, not a curated record